AUGAAGUCAAAUGUUAAAGAGGAAAAGAAUGAGUUUCAAGCUUCGAAUGAGUUAGCUGAAUCAUCGGAAGACACAAGCAGCUUCUUCGACUCCUCAAGUACUUUAAAUAAUGAGAAACUCUACAAAGCAAGUGCACCUGAGCAAUGUACGACGAACAGUAGAUUAAGGUCUAGAAUGAAAAUGCAGCAACAACAAGCACAAACUAACGUCGAUCCUUCAGAUAUGACAGACUCAAGUUCUCAAAGCGAUGAUUAUGGAAAUUGUCGGGGACGACGCAAAGCAACAUAUUUAACAUCAUCAUCAAUCGCGAGAAGGAAAAAAGGAGCGUUGAAUGCUAAGGAAAGAAAUUUGAGACGGUUAGAAUCAAAUGAAAGGGAACGAAUGCGAAUGCAUAGUUUAAAUGAUGCAUUUCAAUCUCUACGUGAAGUCAUUCCACAUGUUAAAAAGGAACGAAGACUUUCAAAGAUUGAGACAUUAACGCUGGCAAAAAACUACAUCACAGCCUUGACCGAAGUGGUAAUAGCGAACAAUAAUAGCGGAGGUUUUCAGCAGCCAGACAAUUGCAAUAAUGAGAUUUCUAAUCUAAUUUCAAUAAACAAUAGCGUCAUAAUCAAUCCAGGCCAAGAUGUCAAUAAUAACGAGCAGGCGUUAAGAACAAACCGCAACAAUGCAAAUGCUAAUGAUCACGAUGUCGACAAUGAUUUAGGCGAUUUGGAGCCUAGCAUCUUCGAGAAUGCUGCUGAUCCUUUUGAAAUAAUCUAA
This is a messenger RNA of Clunio marinus, 762 nucleotides long. The record is from the annotation of a GenBank genome assembly. NCBI's taxonomy places the organism in Eukaryota, Metazoa, Arthropoda, Insecta, Diptera, Chironomidae.